Molecule: messenger RNA, 2271 nt
Organism: Angiostrongylus costaricensis
Lineage: Eukaryota; Metazoa; Nematoda; Chromadorea; Rhabditida; Metastrongylidae
Source: the annotation of a GenBank genome assembly
UUGUUUGCGUGGACAGGAAAUAUUCCAAACGAUUGCUCCGAACGCUUUCAUUAUCCUCGUGAUUCUCCGAGGUUUCGUGCAUCGUUGGCACAUCACAUGCUAUAUUUUAGUCGUCUGGAGAGCAGAUUGAAUGAGAUUCAAAAGCAUGUAGCGAACAUGAUGGAGUACAGCAAGAACUACGUUGCCACUUUUUAUAAGCUCACAGUUUCAAUCAAUCAGCUGUGUGACGAGAGUUUCACUGGAAAUGUACUCGCCCAAAGCACUCUGCACUCCUUGUCAGAUGCAUGUGGCCGUAUUGUUAGCCUUGCAAAGGAUUUCCAUGAGCAGUCAUGUAUGUUAUUGUUUCCUUCAAUCCUUAUUUUUAGUGAUCUAGUAAGAGUGCAAGAGGCUCGGGCACAUUUCGACUCAAUGUCUACUAGUAUGGACGAAGCACUGUCACGUAAUGCCGCUUCUACCAGAACUCGUCCUUCAGAUGCUGUAGAAGGACGUAACGCUCUGACAGCAGUAGGAGCCUGCUUUGCACACACGACACUGGAUUACGUGGCACAGAUAAACAUUGUUCAUGCUUUGAAAGAUCAUCUUAUAAUUGAUGCGUUAUGGUCGUUCAUUCGCGAAUCUUCGUCAUAUUUCUCUCGUGGACAUGCCGUAUUCGAUGAAUGGACUGCUGUCGACAAUGGAGCAGUUGCUGACUCCAUUGCUGCUCUUACAGCCAAAAGCAGAUUGGUACAACGAAAAAUGCAGGACAUACAUUCGCUCGUCCCAAAGGAAAUGUUCCAACACUUCUCCGGAAUGUCUCCGGAUCCAGACGUCAUGAUGGAAGGCUACUUAUAUAAGAGAUCAUCGAAUGCAUUUAAAACGUGGAAUCGACGAUGGUUUCAAAUAAAAGAUAACAAAUUGUUGUACUCACAUAGAUCUGCUGAAUCGGAGCAGCCAACGGUUAUGGAAGAGAACUUGAUGUUGUGUCUUGUUCGUCCGGCACCACCAUCUGUUGAACGAGUCGGUUGUUUUGAACUGAUAACUCCAACAAGGAGCCAUUUACUUCAAGCUGAUUCUGAAUCCCUGUGCAAUGAUUGGAUGCGUGCCCUACAACGUACUAUUCUAGCGUUGCAUGAAAGUGAUGACGUGAUUCGUCCAAGUUCGUCUGCGAAACCGGGUAAUAAUAGAGACGUGUCUGAUGUAAGCGGAAGCUCGUCUGCUGAUCUUUGUUCGUUUUCUGUUCCUGAUGCCACAACAACAUUUGAGCAAAUUCGAAGAGUACCGGGAAACGAAAGAUGUGCAGAUUGUGGAUCAGAUCAGCCCAAAUGGGUCAGCAUCAACUUGGGUGUUGUACUUUGCAUCGAAUGUUCUGGUGUUCAUCGAAGUUUUGGCGUUCAAAUAUCCAAAAUCCGGUCACUAACAAUGGAUUCAAUUGAACCGGAGUUGAGAGAUGUCUUGCUCAGUCUUGGGAACUCUCAGGUUAACGCUAUAUAUCUAGCCCAUCUUCCAGAGAAGAACGUUGUGCCUCCACCAGCAUCAGAAAGCUCUAUUUUUCAGAUUCGCGAAGCAUGGAUUAAAGCUAAAUAUGUAGAACGGCGUUUUGCCAUUUCUUGUAGUGAGCGCGCUCGAAGUAGCGCAGCUAUAAGAAAUGAGCAUCUUGCUCGACAUCGGAUCAGUAUAUGUGGUCUAGUUGGCUCUACAGGUGACAGUUUACUUAUUCAACUGAAACGAUUGUCCUCGUGUGGUUCCGACCCAAUUGAAUCUACCGACUGGGACACCAUAAGUGAAGCAAGUCGUUGCGGUGAUGUUUUGGGUCUCCUUCAAUCAUUUGCUUCUGGAGCCGAUAUAAACUGCGAUCUUAACGGCACGACUGCACUGCACAUAGCAACGAAAAAUGGUCAAACCGCUGCAGUAGAGUUCCUGUUGCUGAACGGAGCGAAAAUUAAUGUCCUCGAUGAUAAGUUGUGUACUCCUCUUCAUUUGGCCGCUGCGGAGGGGAAUACAUUACAAGUGUGCCAACUUCUCAAGCGUGGUGCCGACAAGUCUCUUAAAAAUGCUGAUGGAGUAACGCCGCUGGAAAUCGCAGUGGAAAGGAAGCACGCGGAUAUUGUUACUCUAAAUUUUUACUGUAGUGUGUUUUAUUUUUUUCUUUCAUUUAAUGAAGAAUUCAACAAUCCUAUGGACGACACCGUUGAUAGCGUGAUUUCGGAUAUCACUCGAAAAGCUGCCGUAACAGCAAGUCAGCUUCAGGAAAGUUUACAGGCGUGUUCAGGAACGUGUGUAUUGAAGCUAUGA